AUGGGCUACAUCCUUCUCAACGCCAUCGUUUCCUUUCGUCUCGCCAGUCUCAAACAAAACAAACCAAAUUACACCCAACCGCGCCACCACCAGUUUGCAGAGCACUACUGGGACACUACGGGCUUGCAAAGUACUACAGCCACACUGACCAAAACCGCCCCCAAAACGCCCGACGUCACCUUUCAGGGCAGACCGACAACUACCGCUCAUUUAUCCUGUGCUCGGUCCGUGCAACCAGGCAUUCCCAUCAGCAUCUCAUCAACUCCGCCAACUCGCAUCUCGCACUCUCUUUCCUCGACAUACCACGCACCCGAUCAUCGUUUCCGGCAUCAAACAGCUACCGACUCUCUUUUUCCACUCGGCCAGCCUUGCAAUCAGGAUUUUCGUCGACCAAGACAUCUUAGACAUUUUACAUCUCGAAAACAAAAGAGACAACGCCAGCGCUUGCCAGCUUACUCACCACUUCUUUCACCUCGUCCUCUCCCAUUCCACCCAUCCACCCAUCCUUCCAUCUCCCCCAUCUCCCCCUGCGGAGAGGCUUCUUGCUCCUCUCCGCAGCCCUCGACCAUCGACGCGGUGGCCGACUCAACUCCCCACCCCUCCUCUGCCCCCCUGCCCCUUCCCCCUUCCCCUCCCUCCCCAUCCGCCGCAUCGACAGCCACGGUCGCCGGUAACACCGGCUCGACUGCCCCCGACGAGACGCUCCAUUCGCCGCCCUCCGCCACUUCACAGACACCGACGACAACGACAGCGACCCCCAACAUCCCAGCAGACGCCGCCAACGGUUCUGCCAGUCUACUGCCGUCCGCGUCAGCCAGCUCUCGUCGGAGACGGGCGGCUCGCUCCGGUACUGCACGCAUUAAUACCCUCCGCCCUACACGACAGGUGCUCGGGAGGCGUCGGCGCUCUGCUGCGGACGAGGACGAGCAAGACAUUGCGGACGCUCAGGUUGAGACUCCGGCUCAACCUCAGGCUCGGGCAGACGAGGACCAGGACCAGGACCAGGCAGCACGGGACGGAGACGUAGACGCAGGCCCGGGGCAGAACAGCCAACCAGGCGGUGACGAAAACCACGGUGACGUCGCGGGCAACGAGGCCACCGCCAGCAACGGCAACGGCAACGGCAACAGCAACAGACAUCAGCUUCCCGCUCCCCGGCCCAAGCGUGCGCGGAGAGAGAGUGCCAACACCAUGCUUGCCGCCAGCGACGCUGAAUCUCAACUGGCUAGCAUGAACGGCUCAUCUCACCUUCAGAAUGGCAAAGAGAAGGCAACUACGCGGCGAGGUCCCGCAUCCAACGGCCCUUCCCAGAUCACACGACGUCCAGCCACCUACUACGGACACGACCGAGAAGAAAUCACACGCAUCCUGAUCCAGGCCCUGUCCGACUUGGGCUACAACGACGCCGCCGAGAACGUCUCCCACAGCAGCGGUUUCGCCCUCGAAAGCCCGGCGGUGGCCGACUUCCGCCGCGCGGUGCUUGGGGGCGACUGGGACGAGGCCGAACGGCUCUUGCUGGGGGCGACCGUCGAGGGCACAGAACCGUCAGACACAUCAGGUCAGGACGACCAGUCGACCACAUCUCCAGCCAAUGGCCAGACUGCCUCCGGUGCACCAGAAGACGCCACCGGCCUGCUGCUCAUUCCAGGGACAAACCGUGAUCUGAUGCGCUUCGGCAUCCGCCAACAAAAGUACCUCGAGUACCUGGAGCAGUCCGAAACCGGAAAGGCCCUGCUUGUGCUGCGGAACGAGCUGACACCGUUGUAUCGCGACACGCAGAAGCUGCACUUCCUCUCCAGCCUUCUUAUGUGCCAUUCACCUCUGGACUUGAAAACGCGUGCGACUUGGGACGGUGCCUACGGUCAGUCUCGCCCGCAUCUGCUCUCGGAGCUGUCGAGAUUUAUUUCGCCAUCAGUUAUGCUGCCGGAGCAUCGUCUGGCAGUUCUUCUGCGGCAAAUCAAGGACUACCAGGUGUCCGGCUGCGUGUUCCACACAAGCGCAACCUCACCAUCGCUCUACGCUGACCACGAGUGUGAUAAAAGCAACUUCCCCUCACACAUGCUGUACGAGCUGGAUAGCAACUCGGGCGAGGUGUGGCACAUCCGCUUUUCCAACAAUGGCAAGUUCCUUGCCAGCUGCGGGUCCGGCCGCUACGUUAACAUUUACGACAUGUCGUCCUUUAAGCUCAAAAUGCGCCUGGACGGCCAUGCGCAGGGCGUCGGCGACAUUGCCUGGAGCCCCGACGACCGCACACUGCUGUCGUGCGGCCGCGACGGCCGCGCCCGCCUGUGGGACAUGAGCACUGGUCUGUUGAUCCGUCUCUUUGAGCAGUUUGAAGAGCCCAUCAGCUGCUGUGUGUGGGCGAACGACGGCCAAUCCAUCGUGCUGGGCUCCUUUGACAAGGACCGCGCCUUGGUGCAGUGGGGCGUCGGCGGCGAACGCUUGCACACCUGGACUAGGAAGCACCGCACCGAGGCCCUGGCUCUGUCGCCGGACGGUUUCUGGUUGGUGGCCAUGGACCACGAGAAGCGUCUACACGUGUACAACUUUCUGACCAUGGAGCUCGAGUACGACAUGGAGCUCGACAGCCGUGCUUUCUCUAUUGCCAUCAGCCGCGACUCGGAAUACUUGUUGGUGAACCGCCAGGACGGCGCCAUCCACAUGUACAACCUCAGUGCCCGCGGCGAGCCUGUACGCAAGUACCUUGGCGCCACCGGCGGCGACUGCAUUAUCAGAAGCUCUUUUGGCGGUGCCGACGAGAGCUUUGUCAUCAGCGGCAGCGAAGACGGCAACUUAAAUAUAUGGCACAAGAACUUGGGCGUUCACUUGCUCAAACUGGAGGCCCACAAACCCCGGUGCAAUGCGAUCAGCUGGAGCCCGACCGACCCGUGUCUCUUUGCCUCCUGUGGCGACGACAACAAGAUCAAGAUGUAUGCUAAGCACACUGCCCUCGUUCACUCUGAGAGUGUUUAA
Molecule: messenger RNA, 2973 nt
Organism: Sporothrix schenckii 1099-18
Lineage: Eukaryota; Fungi; Ascomycota; Sordariomycetes; Ophiostomatales; Ophiostomataceae
Product: catabolite degradation protein
Exons: 4
Coding region: 1-2973 (990 amino acids)
Biological process (GO): proteasome-mediated ubiquitin-dependent protein catabolic process
Cellular component (GO): GID complex
Molecular function (GO): protein binding
Source: RefSeq, a predicted model, not a curated record